AUGUCCCCCAGAGAGCUGCCUCCCGAGCUGUGCGACCAUGUUAUUGACUAUCUCUGGGACGACCCCCACGCUCUCAUCGCAUGCAGUCUGACAUGCCGUGGAUGGGUCCCCACGACGCGCCUGCAUCUCUUUGAGGCGGUAAAGCUCAAGGGACCUCACGAUUGCGCGCGCCUCCACCAGGCGCUGAACGCGUCUGGCACCGCGCCCACUGCCAUCGCCGAUUGUAUCCGCGACCUCAGCAUCAUCACGCCGCCCUCUGAGUUCGUCGACGCCGGUGGCGAGCCCGCGGAAGGCGGCAGUCGCUGGCUCUGCUACUGGAUGCCCAAGCUGCUCCCAAAGCUCUGUCAUGUGAACUGCCUUCGCCUCGAGCACGUCGACUGGGAGCUCCUUGCCGCCAAUGAAAGCACGAAGGACUGCAUCCUGUGCUUCUCGCCGAACCUCAAGGAGCUGCACCUCUCCUCACUCAUGUUCGCUACCGCAGACGCGCUCCUGCAGACGAUCACGUCCUUCCCGCAGCUCAUAACCCUUGAGAUGUCGUACCUCGUGUGGUGGGGCGAUCACUCGCCCUCUCCAAGCCACCCACCCCCUCCCGAGCUCGAGCUCGAGCAAGGACAGUGUAAGAUCCGCAUCGAGCAGCUCAGCAUGUCAUAUCUGUACGGCCCUACAGUCGUGCUGGACUGGCUGCUAAGGCCGCCGUUCGACCUGCGGCUACGGCGGUUUGAGUGGGACUCAAGCGGAAAGUACCCCCAGCGUCCAAUCCUCAUGGAAUUGCUCCGAAAGGCUGAAGAAUCACUCGAGCACCUGCGGCUUACGUUGUGGGAUGAAGACUUCCUAGCCGAACUAGACCUCUCAAAUAACGUACGACUGGCGCACCUCGACAUUGGCUUACAGAACGCCCCGGGACGGCGUGAUGUCUGGUAUCCUUCCGUGCCCGGGUGCCUCUCGCGAAUCACGUCCCCCUUCCUGCGCGAGAUCAAGCUGCAAUUCAGCCUGUUCCGCGCCCCAGACUUUGACCUAAAUUUCAUCGACUGGGCACGUCUGGACGAGAUCCUCGCUGAACUCUGCAAAACACGCCCGCUUCUAUCCGUAACGUUUCACUUCCACUUCCAACUACAAUUGGACGGGCUCAUGCCUGCAACGCAUAAGUGCAUCGCCGAUCGUCUCAAGGAGGCCCUCGUCGCUGGUCUUCGCGCGCGGGUCGUCUGCAGCGGUGUUAUCAUCGGAAGCAGAAGCACACCAGUCCCGGACCAAGUGCAUAACGUCGCAUUACCUCAGACAACUUGGGCAUGA
This is a messenger RNA of Postia placenta MAD-698-R-SB12, 1290 nucleotides long. RefSeq lists its product as hypothetical. NCBI's taxonomy places the organism in Eukaryota, Fungi, Basidiomycota, Agaricomycetes, Polyporales, Adustoporiaceae. The transcript is spliced from 2 exons. The record is from RefSeq and is a predicted model, not a curated record. Bases 1 to 1290 code for a protein of 429 amino acids. Gene Ontology annotation, molecular function: protein binding.